AUGUCCCAACGAUUAAGUCGUCUCUUCAACCAGACAUUCAAUGGUUUUGCAAGGUCAGGGUGCGGCCAAGGUCGGCUAUCCUGGAGCAAAACCUGUGGCUUACGCAAUACAUUUAUAGCGUCCCAAAAGAGGAGCGUGGCUACUUCACGAUCAUGUUGGCAACAAUGUCCAAACACGACCAUCCCACUACCACGGCGUAAGAAACGCGUUGUCGUCGCUGUCACUGGUGCCACAGGUUCACCACUGGCGGUGGCCCUUUUACAACGUCUUCGCCGACUAAACGUGGAGACGCAUCUCAUUCUCUCGACGUGGGCAGUGGCCACGCUGAAGUAUGAGCUUGAUGCUCCUGAUGACCGAUCAUCAUACUUUGCGUCACUAGCCGACUACAGUUAUUCACCGAGGGACGUCUCGGCCUCACUUUCUUCCGGGUCAUUCCGAACCGACGGCAUGAUCAUCGUUCCAUGCAGCAUGAAGACUCUUGCGUCCAUCCGUAUUGGUUACGAUACCGAUCUGAUCACACGAGCGGCGAGCGUGACACUGAAGGAGAGACGAAGACUUAUCCUUGUCGCCAGAGAGACCCCCCUCAGCUCCAUACAUCUUGAAAACAUGCUUAGGGUCAGCGAAGCUGGGGCCGUGGUGAUGCCACCGGUCAUGGCGUUCUACACACGACCGCAGUGUAUCGAUGAUAUGGUGCAGCAGAGUGUGAAAAGAAUGUCGGAUUUGCUUGGAGUUGGUGAAGACUUCGAUGAAGAAGAGGAGCAAUCAAGGAGUGAUGUUUGGACUGGUUUCGAUUGGGAGACGAAGAAAGCAGGGGAGAUCUCUCAACGUGGUGAAACUCAGAUCGAAGGCGAGGUUCAGAAAGCGUCUAAUGGGGCAUGA
This is a messenger RNA of Exophiala bonariae, 879 nucleotides long. Its product is annotated as phenylacrylic acid decarboxylase. The coding region runs from base 1 to 879 and encodes 292 amino acids. Gene Ontology annotation, molecular function: carboxy-lyase activity. The record is from RefSeq and is a predicted model, not a curated record. NCBI's taxonomy places the organism in Eukaryota, Fungi, Ascomycota, Eurotiomycetes, Chaetothyriales, Herpotrichiellaceae. The transcript has a single exon.